UCUCUGCAAGUCUUCUUAGACCAUAAAAAGUUAAAAUGUAACGUUGAUGUACAUAAAACGAAUGAACCUGCCGUAACCGAGGGUUCAUCAUGUGAAAAUGUUACAAAAUUAUCACACAAUGCUGAAUCACAUCUGUCAGCUUCCGAGAACCUUGGAAUACCCUCAGAAAUAGGUUCCCAUGAAUGCAGUUUCUGUAAAAGAAAAUUUCCCAAUAAUAAGUCAUUACUGGCCCAUCUUAAGACUCAUAGUGAUAGAUCUUAUCAAUGCCCCAUCUGUGGCCGAUGUUUUCUCCAAAAUUCCCAUUUACAAAGGCAUAUAAACUCUCACAAAAUUUGGCCUGAUGGUCUGACCGAGACAACUCCAAAAUCUGCAGAAUCUGAGCUCCUAAGCUACUGUUGUGCUUAUUGUGGUGUAACAUUACCAAAUAACAGUCAGUUCAGACUUCAUUUAAAAAAGCAUGUGGGUCAUAAAAAGUUUAAAUGUAUUCAGAGUCAUUGCACUGAGUUAUUUAUUAACAUUGAUGAUCUGCUCGAACAUGUCUCUAGUAGCCAUGAAACAACUGUUUACAUAUGUCAUGUGUGCAACCAAGUAUUUAAUACUCUUGAGGACAUAGCUACACAUCAUAAAACUCAUGUGAUCCCUGAAAAAGCAGUGAAAAAUACAGUUAUUGUAAAGCAUAAGUGUGCACAGUGUGAUGCAGUCUUUAAAAAUCCAGAAAAACUAUCUUUGCACCUGCUGACAGAAAACCACAAGAAAGUUUGUAUCCAUUGUAAUAGUACUUUCGCUAGUGAUAAAAGAUUAAGGUUACACUUGCAGACUCAUAGGAAAAACAAACCAUUCCAGUGCGACACAUGUGGCAGUAGUUUUCACAUGAAGAAAUAUUUGACAUCACACAUGUUAAAGCAUGGAGCUAAACAGUUUUCAUGCUCUAUAUGUAAUAAUAAGUUUGCUAGGAAAGAUCUGCUUCAACGGCACAUGAAAUCACAUCAGGCAAAGAAACAUUUCAAGUGCCCUUUUCGAGAUACUUUGGACUGCAAGAAAGAGUUCACUCGGAGUGACAAGCUUAAAUCUCAUGUGAAGUUUCAUACAAGGCGCAUGGUGGUUCCCACCAGCAGCACCCCUCAACAACCGGUGUAUGAAAAUGCAACCACAGUGGAAAUAUGUAUAGUUCCUUGGGAUGGCAGCAUUAUCACAAAUUAGGAAUUUAAAUUUGUAUCCAAUUACCUAAACUGUGUAUACAAUUUUUAUGUGGAUUGCACAAUGAUUUCAGCAAUGUAAUACAUAACUCCAAGUAUGGCUUCCUUAUAGGUGUAUGACACGCCAAUUUCGAGUCACUGACCAGGUGUACAUGGAUAUACAGGAUGAGACUAAGCCCUUAGGAAGGGUAGUAAUUGGAUUAUUUGGUGACUUGGCUCCUAAAGCUGUGAAGAACUUCAAAGUUCUGGCUACUAAAGGAAUUAAGGGAAAAUCAUACAAAGGGACCUCAUUCAACCGAAUUAUUAAACGGUUUAUGGUUCAAGGAGGUGAUGUAGUGUCUGAUGAUGGUUCAGGUUCCAUUAGCAUAUACGGCGAGACUUUCAAAGAUGAGAACUUGGAUACUCAACAUACCAUGGCUGGCUUUGUUUCUAUGGCCAAUAGAGGAAAGGAUACAAAUGGAUGUCAGUUUAUAAUAACAACAACUGGAACACCUUGGCUGGAUAAUAUACACACUGUGGUGGGGAGGGUGAUCGAAGGGCAGAACAUCGUGCACCUGCUGGAGCACACGCCAACAGACGUGGACGACCGGCCCCUGAGGAGAGUGUACAUCGCAGACUGCGGGCUGCUGCCCACGCCGCAGCCUUUCUACAUCUCCGACGACCCUUACGAUCUAUGGGCGUGGAUCCGGGCUUCAGCGGUCCCACUGACAAUGUCUUUCUCCAUCCUGGGCUUCUUCCACUGGAUGAUAAGGAAAAUGGAGAUAUAACUAUGUUAGUACCUACACCUUACUUAAUAUGCAUACUUUAAAGAGACAGGGAAAAGGUUGCUAAUAGAGACUACCCU
Leguminivora glycinivorella is the source of this 2040-nucleotide messenger RNA. RefSeq names its product peptidyl-prolyl cis-trans isomerase, rhodopsin-specific isozyme-like (gene ninaA). The transcript has 6 exons. Bases 1313 to 1963 code for a protein of 216 amino acids. Lineage: Eukaryota; Metazoa; Arthropoda; Insecta; Lepidoptera; Tortricidae. The record is from RefSeq and is a predicted model, not a curated record. Gene Ontology annotation, cellular component: intracellular membrane-bounded organelle. Gene Ontology annotation, molecular function: peptidyl-prolyl cis-trans isomerase activity. Gene Ontology annotation, biological process: protein peptidyl-prolyl isomerization.